Megalobrama amblycephala (Wuchang bream) is the source of this 692-nucleotide messenger RNA. Its product is annotated as gastrula zinc finger protein XlCGF8.2DB-like. Gene Ontology annotation, molecular function: DNA-binding transcription factor activity, RNA polymerase II-specific; RNA polymerase II cis-regulatory region sequence-specific DNA binding. Lineage: Eukaryota; Metazoa; Chordata; Actinopteri; Cypriniformes; Xenocyprididae. The record is from RefSeq and is a predicted model, not a curated record. Gene Ontology annotation, biological process: regulation of transcription by RNA polymerase II. Gene Ontology annotation, cellular component: nucleus. The coding region runs from base 59 to 430 and encodes 123 amino acids. The transcript has a single exon.
UUUCCCCUGCCAACAAUGUGGACAGAGUUUCACACAUAAAGGAAGCCUUAAAGUCCACAUGAGAAUUCACACUGGAGAAAAGCCAUAUAUCUGCCAACAAUGUGGAAAGAGUUUCAGUGACAAAGGAAACCUUACAGUCCACAUGACUAUUCACACUGGAGAAAAGCCUUACACCUGCCAACAGUGUGGAAAGAGUUUCAAUAGAAAAGGAAGAUUUGAAAUCCACAUGAGAAUUCACACUGGAGAGAAACCUUUAACCUGCCAACAAUGUGGAAAGAGUUUCACACGUGAAGAAAGCCUUAAAGCCCACAUGAGAAAUCACACUGGAGAAAAGCCAUAUAUCUGCCGACAAUGUGGAAAGAGUUUCAGUCAUAAAAGAAGCCUUAAAGUCCACAUGAGAAUUCACACUCGAGAGAAACCUUUCACCUGACAACAGUGUGGAAAAAGAUCACAUGAGAAUUCACACUGGAGAAAAGCCAUAUAUCUGCCGACAAUGUGGAAAGAGUUUCAGUGACAAAGGAAACCCUACAGUCCGCACGACUAUUCACACUGGAGAAAAGCCUUACACCUGUCAAGACUGUGGAAAGAGUUUCAACAGAAAAGGAAGACUUGAAAUCCACAUGAGAAUUCACACUGGAGAGAAACAUUAUGCCUGUCAACAGUGUGGAAAGAGUUUCAUUUGAAAAGAAAGC